Drosophila serrata is the source of this 1718-nucleotide messenger RNA. RefSeq lists its product as uncharacterized. NCBI's taxonomy places the organism in Eukaryota, Metazoa, Arthropoda, Insecta, Diptera, Drosophilidae. The record is from RefSeq and is a predicted model, not a curated record.
CAAAAACCUCCAGGAAUCCUAAAAAGAAGUGCAACCCCAAGGGACAAAGAAAGGACAGAAUGUCCACAAGCAACAAUUCAACAGAAUGUUCUCCAGAAAAUCCAACUAUAUGUUCACCACAAUUAUCGGUAGCAGCUUUACAAAUAAAUUCAACCACAGUUUCACCAAUGCCAGAAACCACCCCAAAGCUUAUAAAACUCACAAGAUUAGUUCCAAAGUCUAGGAAACCCAAGUCGAAUUCUACAUCAUCAACGACACCUUCAACCAUUACAACAACGAUGGAAACAACAGGAGUAAAACCCGACUCGAAAAUCAUAAAUAUCAGAAAAUAUGUACCCAAAACUAGAAAGCUCAAACCAAAUUCCACGACAUCAACAACAACAACAACGACAGUGGAAACCACAACUGUAGAAGAAACUACGAUGCCGGAAGAAACCACCUCGGAGACAACAGAAGAUCCUACAACAACCACAACAGAACAGGAGACAACUACACCUGAAUACCCCACAACACAAUAUUCAACAAAACAAUAUCAAGCAACACCAAAAACAACAAGCUACACAACAACUACGGAAAAACCACUUACUGAAAAUCAAUUAAAACGCCUAAGAGCCGCACAGAUCCGGAGGAGGAAUCGAAAGGGUUAUAAAAAAGGAACCCCAAAAGUCCCCGAUCCGCCAAAGAUCAAGAUAGAUGGUGCCACCCAGCCCAGUGAGGUUAUUCAUGUAAUUCUGCCCACCAAUGCAGCCGAAAUGAGGCUCACACCGGAAGAAGACAAUACCACGACGGUCAUGCCUAUUACGACUACUACCACUUCCGAACCGGAAACCACCACCGAAGACAGUUGCGAAGAUGAAGUGGAGACCACAAAGCUAACAGAAUUCCCAGAAAGUGAAGAUGCCGAAGGUGAAGCUUCUGAUCGUUCUGAAGGUAAGGGUGUUACCUCUAUGGAAGAACCAUGUGAGGAUACCGAGGAGCAAGGCACAAAUUUAUGUCCCCAGUUUAUGCCAGCACAAAGACAUCAGAAUGCUCCAAAACGAAUUCAAAUACCAUAUCGUAAUCGGAAGCCCGUGAAAAACUAUGUAGAACCCAUAUUGUAUGAAGGUAACAUUGCCAAGCCACUUCAUCGACCGACAAGGAUAAGACCUCCGCAAAAGGAUUAUUUUAUAUCCAAUAAGCAAAUAGUCCCCAGACCACGACCCAAGUACAGGAAACGUCUUCCCCAUUCGAUCUAUAUGAACAACAUAGUAAGGGGACUGGAUUGUGUAGAUGAAGUUGAUCAUCAUCCAAUAAGAAAUCCGCAUCAGCCACAGCAAUUUUGGGACAUGAGACGAGUGGGUCCAGGUCAAAGGAUUCAAAAUCCACGGCAACUGAUACCCGAAAGAAAUUUUGCCCCAGUGCCAGCAAGGAGACUAUUAUCCCAUGCCGAAAGCAUCGAAGAGUCUGAUGAGAGCCAGUAUCCCAGGGAAAGGGAAUUAGAGCAUUCGCAGCAGCUUCGAUAUCCGGAGGAUGUGGAAACUGUAUUGCAUGAGGAAAGGCCAAUGCCACAGCAAGCGAUGCCCACUCCCAGCAUGGAUCCCUGUCAGGUGGAGCAUGAUCAUGCCCUCUAUGGAGAGAGGAGAGAGCAUCCCGGGGACUAUCCACAAACACCAGCUUCCUCGCACUUUUUCACCUAAUUAACUAAAAUCAUAAGUUAGCAUAAGUAGCACCACACAAGC